AUGGUAGCAGUCUUUCUCAAGAAGUGGUAUCCUCCUAAAGUUUUCAAGUCAUGGUUUUCAGAUCACAUAUUAACGGAGAAGUUCUACCGAGGGCUGGAUCCCGUGACGCAAUCAAUUGCAAACAAAGCAGCUGAUGGUUGUUUUAUGGAUAAAUCUUACACUCGAGUGACUAACAUACUUAACAAGCUGACUACUCACAAUCAGGCUUGGCACUCGAACAAUACUGAUGUUGUACCCUAUGGUAGUGUCAUGAUCCAAAAUAUGGUGAAGGAGAAUCAAGAUACUCAGCAACCAUUGGCUCAGAUUGCUACAAAUAUUUCUUUGCAGACCAAGAAGUUUGAUGAGACCCAGAUCAAGAAGGUGAAUAUUUGCGAAGAUGAGUUAGGUGCUGAAAAGAAGGUUGUUGAUCUCGAGCAGAUUGAUGAAGAGGAAGAGGUGCAGUCUAGAGUAUCCAUUAUUGUUGAAGAGAAUCCUAAUGAUGAGAAAGUUGCUGAUAUUCCAGAAAUUUUGAAGGAGGCUGAUGAUAAGAGCAAGCAAACUAGGUUGGUAAAGAAGAAGGAAGGUGCUAAGUUCAAAAAAUUGUAUGAUCAGCUGAAGCAAUUGUCUCUGAAUUUUUCUUUCUUGGAAGCUGUCAAAGAGAUGCCCGAUUUUGCUAAGUGCUUGAAAGGCCUGUUGACCAAGAAGAAGACAGUGCAGCAUGAAACCAAAAAUAGAGAUCCUGGGGUGCUCACCAUUCCUUGUUCGGUUGGGUACCAUGAUUUUGCUCGUGCUCUGUGUGAUAAUGGGGUGAGUAUAAAUUUGAUGCCACUUGCUAUCUACAAGCAAUCAGGUUUGGGGAUGCCAAGGACGACUGCUAUGAGGUUACAAAUGGCUGAUAGAUCUAUUAAGAAGCCUGUUGGCGUGGUUGAUGAUGUCCUUGUGCAGGUUGGUGAAUUUAUGUUACCCGCUGAUUUGGUGAUUCUUGACUAUGCUGUUGAUCGAGACAUUCCCGUUAUUCUGGGGAGAUCUUUCCUUUCUACGGGAAGAGCUCUGAUGGAUUCGAAAAAAAAAUAA
This is a messenger RNA of Lycium ferocissimum, 1053 nucleotides long. RefSeq lists its product as uncharacterized. Lineage: Eukaryota; Viridiplantae; Streptophyta; Magnoliopsida; Solanales; Solanaceae. The transcript has 5 exons. The coding region runs from base 1 to 1053 and encodes 350 amino acids. The record is from RefSeq and is a predicted model, not a curated record.